GCCCGCUCAUGACUCGGUCCGCGUAGCGCCUCGACGUCUCGUCUCGCGGCCCCUGACAGUUGCGCCCCUCUGGCCGCCCCUCGCCAUGGCCUGGGCCCCGCGGCCCGCCGGCCUGCUGCUGCUGGCCCUGGCCCUCCUCGCCCUGGCGGAGGCCGUCCAGAGCCACGGCCAGCACUGCUCGCACGUCCACCCCAAAGACGAUGAGGUGGUGCGGGACGUGGACCUGGGCGAGCCCCACCACGUCAUCAGGAAGCGCGCGGCGGACCAGCCGCUGCGGAUCCUCCUCUACUACGACCAGAGCGUGUACAGGCUGGAGGAGGAGAAGUUUGAACUGAUAAACAACACGAUCCUGCCGGAAGCGGUCCGCUUUUGGGAGAACGCGCUCAUGGUGCGGCGUGCCGGCUCCACCAUCCGCCUCAACAGAAAGUGCGCCAACAACCAGCUGUUCUACCGGAAGGACGGCGUCUUCUGCAAGAAUGCCUGCGACGAGAAGACCAUGUGCGGCGAGGUGGAGGUGCCGGAGGAGCACCUCGAGGUGUGCCGCACGUGCAACGACACGGGGCAGGACUGCGGGGAGCUGGAGGGCUCGAGCCAGGGCGCCGGCAUCGACGACAUCGACUUCAUCUUCUACGUGUCGGCCAUGCAGACGGAGCGCUGCAACAAGGGCCAGACGGUGGCGUACGCCGCGCACUGUCAGCAGGAGGCGGCGUUGGACAGGCCGAUCGCGGGCCACGCCAACCUGUGCCCCGACAACAUCGUGACGAAGCGCCAGGAGCAGGAGAUCCUGCUGUCCACCGUGAAGCACGAGAUCCUCCACGCCCUCGGCUUCUCCGUCAGCCUGUACGCCUUCUACCGGGACCAGGACGGCAACCCGCUCACCCCCCGCGAGGAGAACGGCAAGCCGCUGCUCAACGAGAAGCUGCAGGCGCGGCAGUGGAGCGACCGCGUCAUCAAGACGGUGCACCGACCCAAGUGGGUGGUCCGCGGCGGCGCCGUGGCCCGCGACGUGCUCAUGAUGGUGACGCCGCGCGUCGUCCGCGAGGCCAGGGACCACUUCGGCUGUCCCACGCUGGAGGGCGCCGAGCUGGAGGACCAGGGCGACGAGGGCACCUCGCUCACCCACUGGGAGAAGCGGGUCUUCGAGAACGAAGCCAUGACGGGCACGCACACCCAGAACCCCGUCUACUCCCGCCUCACCCUCGCCCUCAUGGAGGACACGGGCUGGUACCGCGCCAACUACAGCAUGGCCCAGCCCCUCAUGUGGGGAAAGCGGCUGGGCUGCGACUUCGCCAUGAAGAGCUGCAAGGAGUGGAUGGACCUCAAGCACAAACAAGGGAUGCCCAUCGCGCCGUUCUGCUCCAAGGUGAAGCAGGACCCCCUGGAAACAGAGUGCACCAACGACCGCAGCUCAGUGGCCCUCUGCAACUUGCUGGAGCACUCGGAGCAGUUGCCACGCAUGUUCCAGAAUUUCGACGAGAUCUACAAUGUGGAGAAAGGCCGUGAAGGCUUUUACGGAGGGUCCGUGUCUUUGGCGGACUACUGCCCUUACAUUCAGGAGUUCACGUGGCGUUCCAAGAGCGUUGUUGUACGUGGCUCCAAUUGCCGAUAUUUUGAGAACAAUCCCCACAAGGAUAAGAACUUUGCUCUUGAAUCCUAUGGAGAUGAUUCCAAAUGUUUUCUGCAAUCAAACAGAAGAUGGGAAGAACGAUCAUGCACACAGCUAAGACAGUGGCAACACUGGGGUUCGGGCUGCUAUGAAUAUCAUUGUGCUGAUGGCAGACUUCACAUUCAUGUUGAAAAUUACACCUUUACUUGCUACAACGAAGGCCAACAGGUAGAAAUUAGAUUGCUAUCUAAUGGUUGGCUACACAAUGGAGUUUUAAUUUGCCCUCGAUGUUCCCAGCUCUGUAAGGACAAGUUUGAUAACCCUGGGGAAAAGUGCUUGCCAGACUCACCAGUCCCAGACAAUGUGACCUACCAUGAAGAUGAAUUGGUGUGCGGUCAAGCGGGGCUGAGGCCACCUCUAUGGUUGUUAGUCUUACCAAUCAUAAUUUCUGUGUUUGUUCACAGAUAGGAUUUACACUCAACCCCCCUAGUAUUAAUAUUUUAAUUUUUGGCUCAUGCUGUCUACUGCCUUGUGGCAAGGCCCAAAGUUGCUGAUUUUAGUUGUAAUCAUUUUUAGCAGUUUUUAGCUUGUUUGUUAUUAUCUGGUAAUUUGAUUCUUUUACCAGGCGUCUUAAAAAUUUAUUGAAUGAAAGUAAAUACAAAAUAGAGCCUCAGCUUAGUAUUAUUGUGAGAUAUUUUGUUUUUUAAUAAGUCACGUAGUAUUAAGUACAUAUUCGGUCUUGUGCGAAAAGAAAGCACCCUUUCCAAGUUGCCAAAAUUUUCAAAACUGUAAGAUUUUUACUACUAUUGUCUUUUCAGUAUUAUUUGUUUUGAAAUGGAAUUGCGAAAAAAAUUAAUGUGGCUUGGCCUAUGUUUACUUGGUGUCAUAGAUGUCUGGCUCCGAUAGAGCUUAAACAAACACUGAAAGCCAUCGUCAAAGUAUGAUAUUUUUAUUGUGAUUUUAAGCUGUGACCAACAGCUGUAUAAGUAUAUUAUUGUUAGGAAUUAGCUGUGUUUAGUCGAGUGUGUUUUUGAAAAAUGAACUAUGCGUCCCUAAUUUUAAAAAAAUGAAAAUUGUAAGAUGUGGCUUUGGCUUGAUACUUGAAUUCUGCACAUGUACAGUCUUGUCCAGGCAAAGGCUAGUGAAUUGAAUGAAUGACUGUGCAGAACGUAUCCAACCAUUCCAGUAGUUAACUAAAUAACACUUGUGAUCUCCAUAAAAAAGCUGAUUGUCCAAAGUUGUGUAAAAUUGUAUAUAUUGUUUGUAAAUACUGUAUAAGGGGGAUGUUCUCUGUUUUUAAAUACGGUAUAGGUCAAUGUUUCAGACUGAUGACCUCUUGACUGCCCUUGAACAACAUUGACAAACUUCAUUGCCCUGUUUUAAAUUCUUUUUCUAAUUUUCCUUAUCCGUUUUAAGACAAGCUACAUAGCUAUUUUUCUUUUUAACAAAUUUUUACUUAUCUUGAUUUGUUGCUAUGUAAGUGCUCAUUUUAAGAAAAUCAGGAUGUAUUGUGAUAAUAUCAUCUGUUGCCAUUCAGUGUUUGUGUAAAUUAUGUUCUGUGAUUAUUGCUAAUUGUGUAUUUGUGUGCAUAUAAUGUACUUGUCCAUUGAUAGUCAUGAAUUAUUCAGAACAAAUGGAUUAUUUGUAAAAUGCAAUAAAUUUGUACGUCAAGUACAGUACAUUACGCCAGCAA
This is a messenger RNA of Thrips palmi, 3299 nucleotides long. It is a transcript of the gene Invadolysin, whose product is annotated as leishmanolysin-like peptidase. Gene Ontology annotation, molecular function: metalloendopeptidase activity. NCBI's taxonomy places the organism in Eukaryota, Metazoa, Arthropoda, Insecta, Thysanoptera, Thripidae. The record is from RefSeq and is a predicted model, not a curated record. Gene Ontology annotation, biological process: cell adhesion; proteolysis. The coding region runs from base 86 to 2074 and encodes 662 amino acids. The transcript has 13 exons. Gene Ontology annotation, cellular component: cytoplasm; membrane.